AUAAGCAGAAGUUUUCAUUUAGGAAAUAGACUUGGCAGACCACUGAUCAACUCUUUCUUCUCUACUUUUUUCUUACUUGGGAAGUUUUCAGUCUACAUUUACCUAAGAGUCCUCCUUAAACUUCAGCAGAACAGACAAGGCCUGCUUCAGAGUGAGGCCAAGUUGUAACUUACUUUAUCCACUCCAAAGGAUGGCCAACGCAGGCUUGCAACUUUUAGGAUUCGCCUUAGCUUGUCUGGGCUGGAUUGGGUUUAUAGUAUGUAUUGCAAUCCCUCAAUGGAAAAUGUCAUCAUUUGCUGGGGAUGCCAUUAUCACAGCACAGAUAACCUAUGAAGGACUCUGGAUGUCUUGUGUAAUGCAGAGCACAGGGCAGAUGCAGUGCAAAUCUUUUGACUCAUUGCUGAAGCUGGACAGUACUAUACAGGCCACCCGAGCAUUGAUGAUCUGUGGAAUUCUUGUUGGUUUCUUUGCCAUGUGCAUUGCUGCAGUAGGGAUGAAAUGCUUGACAUGUCUUCAGGAUGAUGAAGUAAAGAAGGCAAAGGUUGGAGUAGUGGGAGGAGCACUCUUCAUUGUUGCUGGUCUCUGUGUUUUGAUAGCAACAGCUUGGUAUGGAGAUAAAAUCGCAAAGGAUUUUUACAAUAUGUUCACACCAACCAAUUCUAAAUAUGAGUUUGGCCCUGCCUUAUUUAUUGGAUGGGCUGGAGCUGCGCUAGCAAUCAUUGGAGGUGCUUUGCUCUGUUGCUCUUGUCCCAGAAAAGAGACUUCCUACCCACCACCAAGAGGCUACAAUAAAAGUGCACCACCUGCUGGAAAAGAUUAUGUGUAACAAAGGAAAUACUGUAUGCAACUACCAUGGGGACAUUAGGACAUUAUUCUCCACUUAUUUCAUUAAUGUUAAAGGCAUUGCAUUGCCUUAGAUUCAGCAACAGUACCAUGCUGUCAUGUUAUUCAGCAACCCAGUAUAGCAAUGACAGUGAUAAGUUAAUGCAGGAAGAUAUUAAAAUCUUAAAAGUCAACAAUAUGAAUUAGAAAACAGAAGGUUGUGCAGAUGUCAGCUUUAAUCUAUGUCAUAUUAUUGUCUUCACAAAACCCACACCCUAAUCCUAUAAAGCUUGCCUAAUUAUAUACAAAUACUGUAUAUAUAUAUAUAUAUAUAUAUAUAUAUAUAUAUAUAUAUAUAUAUAUAUAUAUAUAUAUAUAUAUAUAUAUAUAUACCAUACUUCAUAUCAGCUUCAUAUAUAACUAGCAACAGCAAUCAUGGUUCUUUUUCCCUUUUGUUUUGGUACAAUAUAAAUUGCAAGAAUUGGUUAUAUUCUGUGUUAUUUCUGUAUAAAUCUAUUUUUUUUGUUUUGUAUAUGACUGUUAUUUUCAAUAAGCAAUAGUAAUGAAUUCUGUUUCAAGGCAGAACUGAAUCCAAGCAUGGGGUACAAUGUACAGACAUGGUUUCAGGCAAUUUUUUGUCAGUUUUGUGGAUUACUUCCAUUAUGUGAUUUUUUUAAUAAAUAAGACUUUUACAAGAAAA
Messenger RNA from Xenopus laevis (African clawed frog), 1522 nucleotides. RefSeq names its product claudin 1 S homeolog (gene cldn1.S). Lineage: Eukaryota; Metazoa; Chordata; Amphibia; Anura; Pipidae. The transcript has 4 exons. The record is from RefSeq and is a predicted model, not a curated record. The coding region runs from base 191 to 826 and encodes 211 amino acids. Gene Ontology annotation, cellular component: plasma membrane; bicellular tight junction; membrane. Gene Ontology annotation, molecular function: structural molecule activity. Gene Ontology annotation, biological process: symbiont entry into host cell.